This is a messenger RNA of Poecilia reticulata (guppy), 721 nucleotides long. RefSeq names its product mannosidase beta like (gene manbal). Gene Ontology annotation, cellular component: membrane. The record is from RefSeq and is a predicted model, not a curated record. NCBI's taxonomy places the organism in Eukaryota, Metazoa, Chordata, Actinopteri, Cyprinodontiformes, Poeciliidae.
CCGUUUUUUCUUUCUUUUUUUCCUGGUUUGUGAUAAACUAUGCUAUUUUCUCUCCGUUUAUUCUUAGAGUGCAAAGUCUUUCCAUGUGUUUCUUUUCUAUAUUUUGACGAUAGAACGUUUUGGACCAAAUAAACAGUCGAGGCUUUUCCGUCAUUACUGGAAGUUCGUCGGAUGAAAUAAGUCCAGACACAGCAGCAUCAUGUCUGCAGAGCUGGACCUGUCCCCUCCGGAGGUACCCGAACCCACCUUACUGGAAAGCAUCCUGCGCUAUGGGUUGUUCCUGGGUGCCAUUUUCCAGCUGAUCUGCAUCCUGGCCAUCAUAAUGCCCUCAUCCAAGGGUCAUGAUCAGGAGGAGACUGAAUCCACUGAAAGCAAAACUGGAGAACAGAUGAAGAAAGCAAAAGGAGCGGCGCCUCAGAUUCGACAGAAACAAAAGAAGGAGAGCAAAAAGAAGAGAUAGAUGUUUAUGUGCCCUUUUGUUGUGUGUGUUUUGUCUUUACUCCCUGUUCUAAGGUUCUAAUCUCAUAUUACUACACUACAUCUGAGUCACUUCAGAAUGACCCUCAGCUUAAUCUCUACACUCAGCACACACACACUAAAUGACGUAGUGUGUGCUGAUUGUUAAUGAUUGCUGACAAAUAUUUGACAGUGUUUGGUUUUCCUUUAUCUGCUUUUCUUAUUGUAUGUGCAUUACAAUAAAUAAAAUGACCCCAUAACUACA